UUAUAAAUAUGUAAAUGAAAGUAUAUCAUCAAGGUUAUGAAGUUGUUGCAUUUUCCGUUGAAUGUAAUGUAUAUAUAUUGAAGUUCAUAAAAUAUAGAUGCGAAUGUAUAAGUAUAGUGUUUGUAGGUGUGAGUAUUUAUAUGUUGUCAGUUGUGAUCAAAGUGUAUGGUAGUGAAUUGUAUUGUCUGAUUUAUCGACAUACGUGUAAAUAAAAAUAAAUCUAAAUAAAUAUUAAUAAAUAAUCUUCGAUAAUUAUUAAACAACAAUAAAUAAAUAAUAAUUAAUUUAAGGUAAUAAAAAUAAAUAAAAAAUGACAACUGAGGAAACUUCGUGGCGAACUCAGACUUUCCGUCAAAGUGUUGUUGCCAAAAUUGAAGAGGCUGUUCAGAAAAGUGGAAUGUCUCCUGCAAAAAAUAGCAUUGAGAUGGAGAAUCAUGUAUUCCAAAAAGCAAAAACAAAGGAAGAGUACUUGGCGUUUAUUGCCAGGUUGAUAUUACAUGUCAGAGAAAUGGAUACGCGAAAAAAUGCGGGAGUAGCUGCAGCAGGUGUGCAACCUGGAGCGCAAGGUAUGCCGGAUCCAAUCGGAGCACUCCAAACACUAGCUAGACAAGGAACUGGUAACAAUAACCAGGUUAUGGGUAUGGCCGGAGGACCGAACCCUCAGAUGGUUCCACAGCAAGCUGCCAAUGCUGCCAGCAGUCUGCUCCAAAGUUUGAACCAACGACCAGGAGGAGUUAAUCCUGGAGUAGGGAUGAGCAUGCAAAAUAUGCAGAACAAAAUGCCUGGAAUGGGAAUGAUGGGAGGCCAAGCUUCGAUGGGACACAUAGGACAAAUGCAGAGCAUGCAAAAUGCUCAGAUGAUCAAUCAGAUGGGUCAGAUGUCUGGCGGGAUUAGUCAGCAGAUAAAUCAAAUGGGUCCCGGGCAAAUGGUUAAUCAAAUGGGACCUGGACCGAUGACUGUUGGACAAAUGCAGCAAAAUAUUCCUAAUCAAAUGCAAGGACAGAUGCAAGGACAAAUGACCAACCAAAUUGGCGGGCCGAUGAACACGGGAAUGCAAUCAGUACCGCAAGCGAUUAAUCAAAUGGGUGCUGCACAAAUGGUUCAACAAAUGGGACACAUGCAAAGAAAGCCUGUCGAGAUGAUGAAUGCUGGGUUCCCUGGUCCAAGGAACGUUACUCCGAAUCAGUUUCUGAGACAGAGUCCGUCGCCCUCAGCUCCUAGUCCUGCCAGUCUUGGAGCUCCAACGAGUAAUCAGAUGGUUGCUUCACCAGCGCUUGUUCCUUCGCCGAGUCCCCAACAUCCUAUGAUGGCUGGACAAAGAUCUAUUGGUAUGGCACCUUCUCCGAGCAGUUCUUUGAACACUCCGGCUGGUAUGGGAGCUACUCCGAGUCCUCAGGAAGAUCAGGCGUACAGAGAGAAAAUUAGACAGCUCAGUAAAUAUAUUGAUCCUUUGAGGAGAAUGAUCACUAAAAUGGGAAGCGAAGGCAAUAUUGAUAAGAUGAGUAAAAUGAAAAAAUUACUAGAAAUUUUGUCGAACCCUACAAAAAGAGUUCCAUUGGAGACUAUAAUUAAAUGCGAGGUAGUGCUGGAAAAAAUGGACCUCAAAAGGGGAGAAGGAAGUGUUGGACCGGUGGUGACUUCGAUGAAAGAACACCACAUUUUUACACCGCUACUGGAAGCUGUGAGUGCGAAUCUCCAGAGCCCGAUGGCGAAUCACACGCUCCAGCGAACCUUCGGGCCCUGUUUGGAAGCGCUUUUCGGCCCGGAAAUAAAGAACUUACCACCGCCGCUGAAGAAGCAAAAAGUCGAAGAGUCUGCUAGCGAGAUUCCGGACGUUCUCCAAGGCGAGAUCGCUCGCUUGGAUCAAAGAUUCAAGGUGAGUCUGGAUCCAGCUCAGCAAAACGGCUCCAAGUGCAUCCAAUUGAUCUGCUGGCUCGACGACCGACAUCUUCCCUGUGUUCCUCCAGUCUCGGUGACCGUGCCCUCGGAUUACCCUCUGACGCCUCCUCGCUGCGUGAUGGCUCCUCACGAGUACACCACCGCGUUUCUCAGUGCCGUCCAGAAAGCUCUCACUACCAGAAUUACUAAGUUACCGCGACGGUUCUCCGUCUCGCAGCUUCUUGACACCUGGGAGAUGAGCGUCAGACAAGCCAGCGCUCCCACUCAGACUUCCGUCGCUGCCAACGCUGAAAUUAUUGGUCUAUAAUUAUUUUUAUUAUUAUCAUCACCGUGAUUACAAAUUAGUCAAUUAAUUGUAUAUUUAUCUCAAUUGUCAAAUUUAGAAUCUCAUUUUCAAGUAUUUAAUAUUGUUAAUAUUUAUUAACUUUUGUUUCUUCACGUUGUGUUCGUAUCAAAAUU
This is a messenger RNA of Cotesia glomerata, 2358 nucleotides long. RefSeq names its product mediator of RNA polymerase II transcription subunit 15-like. Gene Ontology annotation, biological process: regulation of DNA-templated transcription. NCBI's taxonomy places the organism in Eukaryota, Metazoa, Arthropoda, Insecta, Hymenoptera, Braconidae. Gene Ontology annotation, molecular function: transcription coregulator activity. The transcript is spliced from 10 exons. The record is from RefSeq and is a predicted model, not a curated record. The coding region runs from base 311 to 2206 and encodes 631 amino acids.